AUGAGCAGCAGAAGGAGUAGUAGUAGUAGUAGUAGUAGCAGCAGCAGCAGCAUGAGCAGCAGAAGCAGCAGCAGCAGAAGCAGCAGCAGUAUUAGCAGCAGCAGCAGCAACAGCAGCAGCAGCAGAAGCAGCAGCAUCACCAGCAUUACCAGCAUCAGCAGCAUCAGCACAACCAACAGCAGCAGCAGCAGCAACAGCACCAUCAACAGCAGCACCAUCAGCAACAACAUCAGCAGCAGCAGCAGCAGCAGCACCACCACCACCACCAUCACCACCACCACCAUCACCAGCAGCAGCACCAUCAACACCACCACCACCACCACCACCACCCCCAUCACCAGCACCAUCACCAGCAGCAUCAGCAGCAGCAGCAGGAGCAGCACCAUCACCAGCAGCAGCAGCAGCAGCAGCAGCAGCAGCAGCAGCAGCAGCAGCAUUCGGUUCUAUUGUAAAACUAACAACGCCAACGAGCCCAUUUAA
Messenger RNA from Eimeria mitis, 480 nucleotides. RefSeq lists its product as uncharacterized. The transcript has a single exon. The coding region runs from base 1 to 480 and encodes 159 amino acids. NCBI's taxonomy places the organism in Eukaryota, Apicomplexa, Conoidasida, Eucoccidiorida, Eimeriidae. The record is from RefSeq and is a predicted model, not a curated record.